This is a messenger RNA of Periophthalmus magnuspinnatus, 3528 nucleotides long. RefSeq names its product SPT5 homolog, DSIF elongation factor subunit (gene supt5h). The coding region runs from base 145 to 3408 and encodes 1087 amino acids. Lineage: Eukaryota; Metazoa; Chordata; Actinopteri; Gobiiformes; Gobiidae. Gene Ontology annotation, cellular component: DSIF complex. The record is from RefSeq and is a predicted model, not a curated record. The transcript is spliced from 31 exons. Gene Ontology annotation, molecular function: protein binding; mRNA binding. Gene Ontology annotation, biological process: regulation of transcription by RNA polymerase II; regulation of DNA-templated transcription elongation; transcription elongation by RNA polymerase II.
CCAAGUCUCGCGUUGCAGUAGAUUCGUGAGAGCCAUUUCAGAAGUGGAAAAUUUAUUAAAAGUGACGAUUUAGACCAAACAGCGGGGAUCUAACAGCACCGGAACAUUCAUAAAGGUCCGUGAAGAGGAUUUAAAGGAGGAAACAUGUCUGACAGUGAAGACAGCGACUUUUCUGACAACCAGAGCGAGCGGAGCAGCGAAGGAGAAGCGGAGGAGGCGGAGGAGGUGGAGGAGAACGAGGAUGAGGGCGGGAGUCCGGUUGGGAGUGACAAAGCCGCAGAUGAAGAGGGGGAGGACAUCAUGGACGAUGAAGACGAGUACGAUGAAGAGGAGGAAGAGGAGGACGACGACCGGCCGCGAAAGAAGCCCAGACACGGAGGCUUCAUCCUGGACGAGGCCGAUGUGGACGACGAGUACGAGGAUGAGGACCAGUACGAGGAGGGAGCAGAGGACAUUCUGGAGAAAGGUUCAGACUAUGCUGAAGUGUCCAACCUCGACCACAUUCCUCUGGACGACGACCACUCGGGCUCCAGGCGUCUGCAGAAUCUGUGGAGAGAUUCCAGAGAGGAGGCGCUGGGGGAGUAUUACAUGAGGAAAUACGCCAAGUCUGCGGGAGGCGAGCAUUACUCUGGAGGUUCAGAGGAGCUCUCUGAUGACAUCACACAGCAGCAGCUUCUGCCUGGAGUUAAAGAUCCAAACCUGUGGACUGUGAAGUGUAAGAUCGGAGAAGAGCGAGCCACAGCCAUCGCCCUCAUGAGGAAGUUCAUCGCCUACCAGUUCACUGACACACCUCUACAGAUUAAGUCGGUGGUUGCUCCGGACCAUGUAAAGGGUUACAUCUACGUGGAGUCGUACAAACAGACCCACGUGAAGGCCGCCAUCGAGGGCAUCGGGAACCUGCGCAUGGGCCUGUGGAACCAGCAGAUGGUGCCCAUCAAAGAGAUGACCGACGUCCUCAAAGUCGUCAAAGAAGUCACCAACCUCAAACCCAAGUCCUGGGUCCGCCUCAAGAGGGGGCUGUACAAGGACGACAUCGCCCAGGUGGACUACGUGGAGCCGAGUCAGAACACCAUCUCCCUGAAGAUGAUUCCUCGCAUCGACCUGGACCGCAUCAAGGCCAAGAUGAGCCUGAAGGACUGGUUUGCCAAAAGGAAGAAGUUUAAGAGACCCGCUCAGAGGCUGUUCGACGCAGAGAAAAUCAGGUCUCUGGGCGGAGAGGUCAGCCAUGAUGGAGACUUCCUGAUCUUUGAGGGAAACCGUUACACUCGCAAAGGCUUUCUGUUCAAGAGCUUCGCCAUGUCUGCUGUGAUCACAGACGGAGUGAAGCCCACCCUCUCAGAGCUGGAGAAGUUUGAGGACCAGCCCGAGGGGAUCGAUCUGGAGGUGGUCACAGAGGCCGGUAAAGAGCGAGAACACAACCUUCAGGCCGGAGACAACGUGGAGGUGUGUGAGGGAGAACUGAUCAACCUACAGGGCAAGAUCCUCAGUGUGGACGGGAACAAGAUCACCAUCAUGCCCAAGCACGAGGACCUGAAGGAUCCUUUGGAGUUCCCGGCGCACGAGCUGAAGAAGUACUUCCGGAUGGGCGACCACGUGAAGGUGAUCGCCGGACGAUACGAAGGCGACACCGGCCUCAUCGUCAGAGUCGAAGAGAACUUUGUGAUCCUGUUCUCCGACCUGACCAUGCACGAGUUGAAGGUUCUUCCCAGAGACCUGCAGCUGUGCUCGGAGACGGCGUCUGGCGUGGACGCGGGCGGUCAGCACGAGUGGGGCGAGCUGGUCCAGUUAGACCCUCAGACUGUAGGGGUCAUCGUUAGGCUCGAGAGGGAGACCUUCCAGGUGCUGAACAUGCACGGUAAAGUCCUGACAGUGCGCCACCAGGCUGUGAACCGGAGGAAGGACAACCGCUUCGCCGUGGCCCUGGACUCUGAGCAGAACAACAUCCACGUGAAGGACAUCGUCAAGGUCAUCGACGGGCCGCACUCGGGCCGAGAGGGUGAGAUCAGACACCUGUUCAGAGGAUUUGCUUUUCUUCACUGUAAGAAGCUGGUGGAAAACGGAGGGAUGUUCGUGUGUAAAACGAGGCACCUGGUCCUCGCCGGCGGGUCAAAGCCUCGAGACGUCACCAACUUCACUGUGGGAGGAUUCGCCCCAAUGAGCCCCAGGAUCAGCAGCCCCAUGCACCACGGAGGAGGAGGGGCGCAGCAGCGAGGAGGCGGAGCUGGAGGAAUGGGACGAGGCCGAGGACGAAGAGACAACGAGCUGAUUGGUCAAACCGUGCGCAUCUCCCAGGGCCCAUACAAAGGGUACAUUGGGGUGGUGAAGGACGCCACAGAGUCGACGGCUCGUGUGGAGCUGCACUCGACGUGUCAGACCAUCUCUGUGGACAGACAGCGCCUCACCACGAUGGGGGCGAAGCGGCAGGGCGGCAUGACGUCUGCUCACAGCCGCACGCCGAUGUACGGCUCCCAGACGCCCAUGUACGGUACUGGGUCCAGAACGCCCAUGUACGGCUCGCAAACGCCGAUCCACGAAGGGAACCGCACGCCGCACUACGGCUCACAGACCCCACUGCAUGAUGGGAACAGGACACCGGGUCAGAGCGGAGCCUGGGACCCCAACAACCCCAACACCCCCUCCAGGAACGAUGAGGAGUAUGACUUUGGUUACGAUGACGAGCCGUCUCCGUCUCCUCAGGGAUAUGGCUCCACCCCAAACCCUCAGACGCCCGGGUACCCAGAAGCCCCGUCCCCCCAGGUCAACCCGCAAUACAACCCCCAGACGCCGGGAACGCCCGCCAUGUACAACACGGAGCAGUACUCUCCCUACGCCGCGCCCUCGCCUCAGGGCUCGUACCAGCCCAGCCCCAGCCCCCAGAGCUACCACCACCAGGUGGCGCCCUCUCCUGUAGGAUACCAGAACACGCACUCUCCGGCGUCCUACCACCCCACGCCCUCCCCCAUGGCCUACCAGGCCAGUCCCAGUCCCAGUCCUGUGGGGUACAGUCCUAUGACUCCUGGAGCGCCCUCUCCUGGGGGGUAUAACCCACACACCCCGGGCUCUAACAUCGAGCAGGGGGGCGGAGACUGGGUGACCACGGACAUCCUGGUCAGAGUCAAAGACUCGUUUAUGGACCUGAUGGGACAGACCGGGGUCAUCCGGAGUAUCACGGGCGGGAUGUGCUCCGUGUUCAUGCAGGAGUCAGAGAAGGUGGUGAGUGUGAGCAGUGACCACCUCGAACCGGUCACUCCCACCAAGAACAACAAGGUGAAGGUGAUUCUGGGCGAAGACCGAGAGGCCACAGGCGUCCUCCUGAGCAUCGACGGAGACGACGGGAUCGUCCGAAUGGAGCUGGACGACCAGCUCAAGAUCCUCAACCUCAGGUUCCUGGGGCGUCUGGAGCACUGAGUCACUGAGUCUCUUGUUUUUCGUCUUUAAUGUUUUUAGUCAUUUUCACGUCUUUUGUUUGACAAACACAAACUUGUAUCAUGUUAAUAAAACUGAGCUCGUCUCCAGUGUCUUUACCUC